Molecule: messenger RNA, 8051 nt
Organism: Stegastes partitus (bicolor damselfish)
Lineage: Eukaryota; Metazoa; Chordata; Actinopteri; Pomacentridae
Gene: adamts9
Product: ADAM metallopeptidase with thrombospondin type 1 motif, 9
Exons: 40
Coding region: 8-5878 (1956 amino acids)
Biological process (GO): extracellular matrix organization; proteolysis
Cellular component (GO): extracellular matrix
Molecular function (GO): zinc ion binding; metalloendopeptidase activity
Source: RefSeq, a predicted model, not a curated record
GACAAUCAUGCAUGUGCUCUUCUGGGGCUUGGGGUUCCUACUAUUCCCUGAUUUCUUGAAUGUGGUCGCAUCUACGGGGAGAUUGCUUUUGAAUUCGAGCACAGUAAAAGAGGAGAUCGGCGCUUAUGAGAUUGUAACACCGGUGCGAGUGAAUGAAGCCGGUGACAAGUUUCCAACCAGUGUGCACUUCAAGAGGAAAAGACGAAGUUUGGAGGACGAGGGCACCGGCAACUCCACGGAUCACUGGGCCUCGCCGAACAUCCACUACAGGAUAUCUGCUUUCGGACAGAACUAUCACCUCAACCUCACGCUGGAUUCGGGAUUUAUCGCACCUCUCUACACUGUGACAAUACUUGGAGUACCCCGAGGAGAUAACUUAACGGAUUCUGCAGCAGAUGGGGAGGGAGGAGAGGAGGAGGAGGAGGAGGAGAAGAAGGAGGGAGAGGAGGAGGAGGAGGAGGACACGGAGUUAAGGCACUGCUUCUAUAAAGGACAUGUAAAUGCACAUGCAGAACACGCCGCAGUCAUCAGUUUGUGCUCCGGACUGCUUGGCACUUUCAGGUCUCCAGAGGGGGAGUAUUUUGUGGAGCCCCUGCACAGCUAUCAAGGAGAACACUAUGAAGAGGAACACACAAAACCUCAUAUCGUAUACAGGAAGAGUGCCCCCAAGAAACAGACAUCAGGGGAGACCUCAGCUUGUGACACUUCAGGACACAAACACAGACAUAAGAGACACAAGCUGAAGAGGAGACCAGCGUCUGGGGUGACCACCGUGUCCGAUGCAGCCCCUGUGGUCAGCGCCGGUAUCUUCAGUGACGUGGAGUCACUGAGCGCCGGUCUGGCCAACAACGCUCUGCUCAGAUCAGAGCGCAGCAGUGCUAGCACUAGACCGUCAAAUGAUAGCAGCGGUGACUCAGGACCUCACAGGAGAUCAAAGCGCUUCCUCUCCUACCCGCGCUUUGUUGAAGUCAUGCUGGUGGCCGACAGCAAAAUGGUGGAGCAUCACGGCAGCAACCUACAGCACUACAUACUCACUCUCAUGUCCAUAGUGUCUUCCAUCUACAAGGACCCCAGCAUUGGCAACCUGAUAAACAUUGUGAUUGUAAAGUUAGUCAUAAUUAACAAUGAGCCGGACGGUCCAGUCAUUUCAUUUAAUGCACAGACCACUUUAAAGAACUUCUGCAUCUGGCAGCAAAGUCAGAACAUCUUGGAUGACAACCACCACUCUCAUCACGACACCGCCAUCCUCAUCACCAGGCAGGACAUCUGCAGAGCGAGGGAUAAGUGUGACACUUUAGGACUUGCAGAGUUGGGGACAGUGUGUGAUCCAUAUAGGAGCUGCAGCAUCAGUGAGGACAAUGGACUCAGCACUGCGUUCACCAUCGCCCACGAACUUGGCCAUGUGUUCAACAUGCCUCAUGAUGACAGUAACAAGUGUAAGGAGGAUGGAGUUAAGAUCCAGCAGCAUGUGAUGGCUCCCACACUAAACUACAACACAAACCCUUGGAUGUGGUCCAAGUGUAGCAGGAAGUACAUCACAGAGUUCCUUGACACAGGAUAUGGUGAGUGCUUGCUCGACGAGCCCGUUUCUAGGCCGUACGGUCUCUCGCAGCAGCUGCCUGGACGGAUAUACAAUGUCAAUAAACAGUGUGAAUUGAUAUUUGGGCCGGGGACGCAGGUGUGCCCUUAUAUGACUCAGUGUCGGAGGCUGUGGUGCACAAGUCCAGAGGGCGCCCAGCGAGGCUGCAGGACCCAGCACAUGCCUUGGGCAGACGGCACCGACUGUUCCCCCGGAAAGCACUGCAAACAUGGCCUGUGUAUAGCCAAAGAGCACGAUGCCACACCUGUGGAGGGAGCGUGGGGAGUUUGGAGUCCUUUCGGUACCUGUUCGAGGACAUGCGGCGGAGGCAUAAAGAUUGCCAUGCGCGAAUGCAACCGACCCGUACCCAGGAAUGGAGGAAUGUAUUGUGUUGGUCGCCGAAUGAAGUUUCGUUCCUGUAACUCUGAGCCUUGCUCCAAGCAGAAGAAAGACUUCAGGGAGGAGCAAUGUGCUGCUUUUGAUGGCAGGCACUUCAACAUCAACGGUCUACCUCCGAAUGUUCGCUGGGUGCCCAAGUACAGCGGAAUUCUGAUGAAGGACAGGUGUAAGCUGUUCUGCAGGGUAGCAGGCAGCACAGCCUACUAUCAGCUCAGGGACAGGGUCAUCGAUGGCACGCCAUGCGGACCCGACACCAACGACAUCUGUGUCCAGGGCCUGUGUAGGCAAGCGGGCUGUGAUCAUGUAUUGAACUCGAAAGCCAGGAGGGACAAGUGUGGUGUGUGUGGAGGCGAUAACUCUUCCUGCAAAACCAUUGCAGGCACCUUUAACAUCGUGCGCUACGGCUAUAAUGAAGUAGUGCGAAUACCCAGCGGUGCUACAAACAUAGAUGUGCGUCAACAUAGCUACUCAGGGAAACCGGAGGAUGACAACUACCUCGCCAUAUCAAAUAGCCGUGGAGAGUUCCUGCUUAAUGGAGAGUUUGUGGUCAGCAUGUUCAAAAGGGAAAUCAAAGUAGGAAAUGCCAUCAUUGAGUACAGUGGCUCUGACCAUGUCAUCGAGAGGAUCAACUGUACUGACCGCAUCGAAGAGGAGAUCAUUGUCCAGGUGCUGUCUGUGGGGAACCUCUACAACCCAGAUGUCAGGUACUCCUUCAACAUCCCCAUAGAGGAUAAGCCUCAGCAGUUCUUCUGGGAUGCCUAUGGGAACUGGCAGGAGUGCAGCCGCCUGUGCCAAGGGGAGCGCAAGCGGAAGAUUCUCUGCAGCAGAGAGUCGGACAGGGUGGUGGUGUCGGACCAGAGGUGUCACGGUACUGCUAGACCUGCUGUCGUCACUGAGCCCUGCAAUACUGAAUGUGAACUGAGAUGGCACGUUGCUCGUAAAAGUGAGUGUACAGCCCAGUGUGGCCUUGGAUAUCGUACCCUGGAAAUAUACUGCGCCAAAAUCAGCCGUGCAGACGGCAAGACCCAGAAGGUUGAUGACCGCUACUGUAGUGGUCAGCGCAAACCUGAUGACAAGGAGGGUUGCCAUGGAGACUGUAACCCGGGUGGGUGGGAGUACUCGUCCUGGUCAGAGUGCUCCAAGAGCUGUGGUGGCGGCACCCGCCGUCGAGGGGCAGUGUGUCGAAAGGCAGCUGAGGCUGGCGGGGAUGAGAGCAAAUGCAGUCAAAGGGACAAGCUGACCGUCCAACCCUGCAAUGAAUUCCUCUGUCCACAGUGGAAGACUGGCGACUGGUCUGAGUGCCUUGUGACUUGCGGCAAAGGCUACAAGCACCGUCAGACAUGGUGUCAGUUUGGUGAAGAUCGUCUAGAUGAUCGCUUUUGUGGCUCAUCUAAACCUGAGUCAGUGCAGACGUGCCAGCAGCAGGAGUGUGCCUCUUGGCAGGUCGGGCCGUGGGGACAGUGCACUACCUCUUGUGGGCCAGGCUACCAGAUGCGAGCUGUGAAGUGUGUGGUUGGCUCUUACGGUGCUGUCAUGGAUGACACUGAAUGUAAUGCUGCAACCCGACCCACUGACACCCAGGACUGUGAAAUGGCCCAGUGUCCCAGCAGCCACCCUAUUCCCCCGGGGACCAAAGUCCCUUCCCACCAGAGCCACAAAACCCAGUGGCGGUUUGGUUCCUGGACCCAGUGCAGCGCCAGCUGUGGCAAAGGGACACGAAUGCGCUAUGUAAGUUGUCGUGACAACCAGGGUGGCGUGGCGGAGGAGUCGGCAUGUGCCCACCUCCCAAAACCUCCGGCCAGGGAAGUCUGCUCAGUAGUGGCUUGCGGACAGUGGAAAGUGCUGGAAUGGACAGUGUGCUCUGUAACCUGUGGCCAGGGAAAGACAACACGACAGGUCCUGUGUGUCAACUUCAGUGACCAAGAAGUGAAUGCUAGUGAGUGUGACCCAGACGAUCGUCCUGCCACAGAGCAGGACUGCGCCAUGUCUCAAUGCCCGUCCCGCCCCAGUGAAUCCCGACCUUUGCCGUCCUCGCCGAACACCAGCACCAGGAACAACCUGCCCCGUAGCCAAUCCCACCAGUGGCGGACUGGACCCUGGGGCGCGUGCUCCAGCACAUGUGCAGGGGGCUUCCAGCGGCGUGUAGUAGUGUGCCAGGAUGAGAACGGCUACCCCGCCAACAGCUGUGAGGAUCGCAGCCGACCCAAUGAGCAGCGAUCCUGUGAGUCAGGGCCGUGUCCACAGUGGAUCUAUGGCAACUGGGGAGAGUGCACUAAGCCAUGCGGAGGUGGGAUAAAGACAAGGCUGGUGGUGUGUCAGCGUCCAAAUGGCGAGCGUUUCAACGAUCUGAGCUGCGAGAUCCAUGACAAGCCACCAGAUCGUGAGCAGUGCAAUACUCAGCCGUGCCCUUCUAGCCCCCACUGGAGCACAGACCCAUGGAGCUCGUGCUCAGCCUCCUGUGGAAGAGGUGUGAAGUCCCGGAAGGUGAGCUGUGUGACCAAGUCAGGCCGUCCCGUCCCGGAAGAAAACUGCCAGCACCUUUCCCCCAGACCCAGCAAGCAGAGGCGCUGCCGAGGCGGACGAUGCCCAAAGUGGAAGACUGGCAACUGGGGAGAGUGUUCAGCAUCAUGCGGCGACGGCAUCCAGCGCCGGGAGGUCUUCUGUCAGGUCGGAGACCGGCGGAGCGCGCUGGAGAGCGGCUGUCCCCAGCGCUCCCGCCCGGCGUCCAGCCAGAGCUGCCGGGUGGCUGACUGUCCCUCUCGGUACCGGUGGAGAGAAGGCGACUGGCAGACGUGCAGUAAGUCAUGUGGAUCGGGCCACCGUCAUCGAGUGUUGCAGUGUGUGGACCACAACCAGCAGGAGGUCCAUGAGAUGUACUGUGUGAACCAGAUCAGGCCGCCACACAUAGAGAGCUGCAACACCCAUGCUUGUGAAUCCAUCUGGAUCACAGGGGAAUGGACGGAGUGCUCAGCCAGCUGUGGCCAGGGAUACCGCCAGCGUCUGAUCUCCUGCAGUGAGGUGCAUGUGGAGAAUGACAACUAUGAGUACGGCCAUCAGUCUUUGUCCAACUGCCCUGGGACCCCCCCUGAGAGCUACAUGCCUUGUAAUCUGGACCCGUGCCCAUCGUCCCAGGAGUGGAGGGCUGGAGUCUGGGGACCGUGUUCAGUGAGCUGUGGGGAUGGAGUGAUGGAGAGGACGUUGCGGUGUGUCUCAGCAGAUGGUCAGCAAAGCAAUAGGUGCUCUCAAGAUGCGAGGCCACAAGCCAGAAAAGUCUGCAGGAAUCCAAGCUGCCAUUUGCCUUCGAGCUGUCAAGACAUCCAGAGCAUUAGUGGCCCCAUCCCAGACAGCGAACACUUUCUCAGCAUUCAAGGAAAAGCACUCAAGGUCUACUGUGCAGGAAUGCAGACAGAGACUCCACAGGAGUACAUCACCUUGACGACCGGCGAAGGGGAGAAUUUUUCUGAGAUCUUUGGCUUCAGGCUUAAUGAUCCCACCCACUGUCCAGCCAAUGGUUCCAGAAGAGAAGACUGCGACUGUCGAAGAGACUACACCGCUGCCGGCAUCACCACCUUCUCCAAAGUGCGCCUGGACCUCAGGAAGAUGAACAUCAUCACUACAGACUGGAGGUUUGCUUUCACCCGUGAAGGCAAGAGUGUCCCGUUUGCUACGGCUGGAGACUGCUACAGCGCCGCCCGCUGUCCACAGGGCCGGUUUAGGAUCAAUCUGUCAGGAACAGGUUUCAAGGUAGCUGAGGACACCUCAUGGAUCUCCCAGGGCAACUAUGCAGUGGCUAAUAUACAGAAAUCACAGGAUGGCAGCAGAGUGUCAGGAAUGUGUGGAGGCUACUGUGGUAAAUGUACACCGUCCUCUGGCCGCAGUCUGCCUGUAACAGUGGAAUAGAUCUAAAGCCAUCAAACAGGUGCUCAUCAUGUGAACACAUCACUCCUCUUUGGUGCUACAGCCAACACUGAGCUCAGAUCCAUCCUCCACAUAACCUCUUUUUAAUCCCUUGUGUGUAUAGUGUAAAGUAAUCUGGUGUAAGUACUGUAAAUAGCAGGAUGAAAUGUCUUAUUUAUUGUACUCGCCAUUUAUUUUUGUAUUGUUAUGUAAUUUAAGGGUUGCAGUAGCAUACACCAAACAAUUGCCAUGUAUGAGAUUUUUUUUUUUUUUUGUUGCCAGAAUGUGCCUUCCAUUUUGUAUAUAAGGCUAUUUAACUGUUGUAGUGCUGUCAUUAUUCCACAUUGCAUGUGUUGCAGCCAUUUGUUUCAUCCAGUAAUGUUAUUGUUGUGAUGGUCACCAGUCCUGUGGUUCCUAUGCAGUGAGGUGUCUCCAAGCAGGGUGGUAGAGAUAUCCAGUAUAACCACUGAUUCUUUACUUUUUUUUCGUUCGGUUUCCUACUUCGAAUGUAUUUCUUAGCCAGAUGUGACAGUCAGGACUUCCUAAAUUGUACACAAUUAUUACAUUAAGUUUGUCAGACUGUGUUACUUCCACUUACUUUGCAGCAAACUACAAAUUUCAUGUACACCUCCUCCAGGUUUACUCGGAAAAUACUGCGUUUGUAACCAAUCAAAUCCAAAAGCAGGUGUCCCAAACCGACUGCACUGUGUUCUCGUUGCUCCGUCUGCAUCUGUCCAGCUGUUGUGUAAGGUUGCAGUGCUUUUACACACUACAGGAAAAGGCCAGGUGUUGCUGCCACGCUGCUUUGGUAGUUUGAAGCACUUUUAACCGAGUGUAAGCAACCUGGGAACGAAGUCAGUUCAGUCGCUAAAUAAAUACAGUUUAGAAUGUGCAGGAGGUUUACCCGUAGAACAAACACGCCGAGGCAUAACGCACACAUUAGUGGAUCAUAAGGAGAAGAGUAUAGGUUGCAACAACCGCAGAGAUUAUGCUGCCAGACAUCAGAGACCUAAAUUCCUGUGUGUUCCUGCAUUUCUCUCAGCUGGCGUGCAGUGACCAGGGGGAGCCAUUAGCCUAUAGCUUUUACAGAACAGUCAGGUUAUCUUGUCUGCAGCAACUUGAAAGAAUCCACAACUUCACCUCAGGCCAAUAAAAUUCUAGUAGAUGCUCUGGAGAUAUAAUACAGUGAUGCGACCCUGGAGACACCUCUCAAACUGCUGAACCUGCAGGCCCUGCAGCGUGAUUUCUGUCCAGAUGCUGCUUGUAAACCGUUGCCUCCCGUACCUCACUUUCUGUUCUCCAUCUUUGUUUGUAACAGUCUGUCCAAACUGUACAUAAGCUCCCGUUCAGAGCGUUUUGUUCAUUGUGAAGAUAUCAGGGUACUUUUUUAAAAAUGUUGUGUACAAGUAUGUUUUUGUAUCUCUUUCGCCAGCGUUCUGCGUGAUCGCAAGCUGUUUUCUUUAUUUGCAGAAGAAUUCAGAAAGACAUUAUUCUUUCUAUCCUUUAAAUGUAGAUUUGUAGUGAACAUUGUAUAUGUACAAGAAGCCAUAUUUGCUGUUGUAAGUCGUUCCGUAUGGUGCUACAUCAGUGCCUUAAGUGAUAAUGUGCAGACUUUAGCCAAAGGGAAUUCAACACAGAUUUAAUCUGCAACUAAACAAGAACAAAAGACACAGGGAAGAAAUAUAUUUAGUGUCUUACUGACAGUCACAGCUGACAAAUGCACUUCUCAUUGUAAAUGUCAGAAAGUAGUUCAGCCGACAGAUUUCUCAGGUGUCAUAAAUGAAGGGAUUAUUAUAUUUAAAUGUAUUUAUCUUGUUUUUUACACAUUUGCCACAUGUUUAUCAGGCAACUGAAUGUGUAUUAUUGGCAUUUAACAAUGUAAAGUCUCUUUAUAUAUUCUUUAUUUUAUAUGCAAAUAUUUAUUUUACCUUUCCUUGUGAAUGUACAUAAGCCUUGGCCAUAGUGACUAUGGAUUGCUAUGCAGUAUUGCCAUGAAAUGAACCAUCUGGCAGCACAUUUCUUGUUUUAUGAAUGCAUUUAUUUAUACAUAUACAUAUAUGUCAUAUUUGCAUAAACUGUAUAAGCAGAGUUUGGUGCUGCCAUAUGAAAAGGAUGAUUUAUGGAUGAGACCAGAUAAGGCAAUGAUUGGAGAAUAAUAAAAUGCCUGACACGCGUC